AUGUGUGGUGUCACCGCUGUCCUGUUGGGCGAUACGAAAGCCACCACGGCCGCCGUGGACUUGCAUGAAUCUCUCUAUUUUCUCCAACACCGAGGUCAAGAUGCCGCAGGUAUCACAGUAUGCCAGGGCGGUAGGGUCUACCAAUGCAAGGGAAAUGGUAUGGCCGCCAAGGUCUUUGCCGAAGGACGACGCCUCGACCAGCUGCCGGGCUGGUGCGGCGUUGGUCACUUGAGAUACCCUACGGCGGGGACAUCAUCUGCGUCUGAGGCGCAGCCCUUUUACGUCAACUCGCCAUUUGGACUCACGAUGAGCGUCAACGGCAACCUUGUGAACACCCAGUACCUCCGCGAGUUCUUGGACGUGGAAGCCCGGCGGCACAUCAACUCCGACUCUGACUCGGAGCUCCUUCUCAACAUUUUUGCGCAUGGCCUCGGUGAGCUCGGGAAGGCCCGUGCCAACACAGACGACGUCUUCACUGCACUGCGUGAGGUCUAUUCGAAGUGCCAGGGUGCGUUCGCAUGCACUGCGAUGCUCGCAGGCUUCGGUAUCUUGGGCUUCAGGGACGCAAACGGCAUUCGUCCACUCUGUCUUGGAUCUCGGCCGUCUGCUACGUUGCCUGGAGCCACAGACUACUUUCUGGCGUCGGAAUCUGUCGCCUUGAAGCAGCUCGGCUUCGGGAAUAUCGUGGAUAUCCUACCCGGCCAGGCUGUUUUCAUUCAGAAGGGCGGCAAGGUCGAAUUCCGGCAAAUCGUGGAGAGGAAGUCAUACACACCAGACUGUUUUGAACUCGUUUACUUUGCCCGCCCAGACUCGUCCAUUGAUGGCCUCUCCGUCUACCGUAGCCGGCAGAACAUGGGUGUGAAGUUGGCGAAGAAGAUGAGAGAGAUCCUGGGAGAGAAGGGCGUUGCAGACAUUGACGUUGUCAUCCCUGUUCCCGAGACUAGCAAUAUCGCGGCAGCCACUCUGGCUGAUCGUCUGGGAAAGCCGUACGUGACUGCUCUGAUCAAGAACCGAUACGUCCACCGUACCUUCAUUUUGCCCAGCCAAGCUCUGCGGCAGAAGAGCGUCCGCCGCAAGCUCUCCCCCAUAGAGUCUGAGUUCCGGGGCAGAACCGUGUGCCUGGUCGACGACUCGAUAGUGAGAGGAACUACUUCACGCGAAAUCGUUCAAAUGGCCAGAGAAGCUGGCGCGGUUCGCGUCAUCUUCGUUUCGUGCUCCCCAGAAUGCAUAUACCCGCAUAUUUAUGGCAUAGAUCUUGCCGACCCUAAUGACCUGGUUGCGCACGGAAAGACACGGCAGGAAAUCGCCCAACACAUCCACGCCGACGAGGUGAUCUUCCAGGACCUUGACGACUUGAAGGCCUCAUGCAUUGAGGCAGCCGAGGGCCCGACCGAGAUCGAGGAUUUCGAGGUGGGCGUUUUCUGUGGGAAGUAUGUCACAGAUGUGCCCGAGGGGUACUUCGAGCACCUGAGCAGGCUUCGAGGUAAAGAGCGGAAGACUGCGGCUCGUGCGAUCGAGGCAGGGGAGCCCGGCCAAGGACACGCAACCGUGGUCACCAACUCGGGGCCUGUUAAUGUUGCCUCCCGUGGAGAUGACGAUGACGAUGCUGGAGAGGACGGCAACGAGAACGGCAGCAGUCGCCCGGAGCACCGCGAGGAUAUCAGUCUUUACAACAUCGCGAGCGAACUCACAGUGCACGAGAAAUAG
Diaporthe citri is the source of this 1707-nucleotide messenger RNA. RefSeq lists its product as uncharacterized. Gene Ontology annotation, cellular component: cytoplasm. The transcript is spliced from 13 exons. Gene Ontology annotation, biological process: purine nucleotide biosynthetic process; purine nucleobase biosynthetic process. The coding region runs from base 1 to 1707 and encodes 568 amino acids. Gene Ontology annotation, molecular function: amidophosphoribosyltransferase activity. NCBI's taxonomy places the organism in Eukaryota, Fungi, Ascomycota, Sordariomycetes, Diaporthales, Diaporthaceae. The record is from RefSeq and is a predicted model, not a curated record.